Messenger RNA from Pleuronectes platessa (European plaice), 1866 nucleotides. RefSeq names its product SLAIN motif-containing protein 1-like. The record is from RefSeq and is a predicted model, not a curated record. Gene Ontology annotation, biological process: positive regulation of microtubule polymerization; microtubule nucleation; cytoplasmic microtubule organization. Gene Ontology annotation, cellular component: microtubule plus-end. Bases 1 to 1866 code for a protein of 621 amino acids. NCBI's taxonomy places the organism in Eukaryota, Metazoa, Chordata, Actinopteri, Pleuronectiformes, Pleuronectidae. The transcript has 10 exons.
AUGGAGGUGCUGCCGGCCGCGGGGCUGCCGGAGCUGGACUGCAACAGCAACUGUCUGCCGCCGGAGCUGGAGGUGAAGAAGCUGCAGCAGCUGGUCCGGAGGCUGGAGCUGCAGAACGAGCAGCUGCGGGCGAGCGGCUGCUCCGCCGGGCCGACCCCGGGCUUCGGGCUCGGGAGCCCCGGUGCGUACCGCCUGCACGGCCCGCUGCUCGCCCUGCGGUGCCUCUCGCCCCCGGAGGAGCCUUUCGACUACUUCCAGUCGCACGGAGCCGGGGACGGAGCCUCCGAACCGGGGGAGGACGAAGCGGAGCCGUCGGUGCUGGACGAGCUGGAGCUGCUGGACCUGGAGGUUCUGUGCUGCUCGGAGGAGGAGGAGGAGGAGACGUGGUUGUACGAGUCGCCGAAGGCCGUGGAGCCCGGAGUCGACUCCCUCUCUCCUCUGCAGUGGAGCCGUCACGUUCUGGACCGACCCAAGACCGAGGUGGAGGCCGCCCGGCGAUCACUGUCACUGCGACUGGAGCAAGUCUCUAGGUGGCGUAGCAGCUUGUCCAGCCCCUCCCACUCCUCCCCAGGCCCCGCCCUCAGUCGGGUGGCCGGCGUGUCUCCCAUCAGAGCCCCCCCCUGCUCCACGCCCCUGUCGUCUGACCGCCACGGUAACCACGUCUCCUCCUCAGCUCCCUCCCUCUCCUCCCCGCUCCACCAUGUUCUCCAUCGGACGUUCAGUCCCGUGGGGAAGGAGUUCUCCCCCCUCGCCGAGCGAGCCCCCACCUUCCUCCCCCACCUGGCAAAUUCAAUCCUGAGACGCUCGGUCCUCAGUCCCCAGUCGUCCAUGGACAGUGACCUCGGGGCCUCGGAGGACGAGUCCCUCACGCUGCACGGAUACAAACUGCACGACCUCACCGACGUGCAGGUCAUGGCCCGGCUGCAGGAGGAGAGUCUAAGGCAGGACUACGCCAGCACAUCGUCCACCCUCGCCAGCCGCCGCAGCCAGAGCUUCACCUUCCAGCUCAGCCAGCUCAGCGCCGGCCGCGACCUGGAGGAGGAAGACGAGGAGGACGACGAAGACUACGGCCUCCUGCCCCCCCCGCAGGCGCGCCUCACCCGCCUGCCGCACUCCCACACCUUCUCCAGCAUGCGAGACUGGCGAAGAAGCACCACGUCCCUGUCCACCCCCCCCUCCACGCCCUCCACGCCGCCGCUCCCUUCCGCCGGGUUCGCCUUCCAGCCACUGGUCCCGUCCCAGCUCCAGGGACUGGGAGCCGGCAGCUUCUGCACCCCCGAGCCUCUGGGCUUCCGAUCAGGAUCAGGAGAAUUUGAGAAUAAACUGCGGAGGAGCAUGCCUAACCUUGUCCGAGCUCCCAGCAUGCCGAGUGUGCCCAUUCCGACCAAUCCCAGUGCUUCCCCGUGUUUGCUUCGUAACAGCCUGAGCUUUGAUUCGUCGAGCGGUCUGGCUCGCCUGCAGUCCUCCAUCCCCUCCCCUGGCCCACUUCAACACAGGGUCCAGAGCGUGGGGAACUUCCUCUCGCUGUCCCGGCAGCCGCUGAAGGCCACGGCCUACGUCAGCCCCACCAUCAAGGGCUCGGCCUCCACCGGCCUCCAGCCUCUGAGCGGCAGCGGGGGGAGUAACAGCUGGAGUAACAGCGGGAUCCCUCUGUUCAGCAAAUCGGCCGCCGGAGGGGGGACGCCCACCUCCACGCCGGGAACUCCCCGCAGCAGCCUGCCCCGCCCCGCCUCCUUUGUGGGCGCCACCAGUUCCACUCCCCGCAGCAAGGUGGCGCUACCAGCACGAAGUUUACUGACGCCUCCAAGGAGCUUGUCCACCUUCAGUGCUCUACGUGACGGCACCUGGAGAGACGGCUGCUACUGA